UUUUUUUUUUUUUUUUUUUUUUAAAAUAUCUAUAACCAAACAUGGCUGACGGGAAUCUCCAUCAACUUGGUGAAGAAUAUCAACAACUUCGACAAACUCCUAACCAAAAGGACAAACAAGAAAGAAAAUAUCAAGUCAUGAAUACGAUAGUGGAACAAUUAGGUUUACCUGGUACACCAGCAGCAGAUAUCUUAUCUACUUUGGGGAAACCUGAUGAAAUGACACCUCUUUUACAACAUGAAGUAGCACCUACCAUGAUGCCUGGACCUGUGAUAGACGAUGGUCACUCUACAACUAUUCGACCUCCCUAUUAUUUUGUUUAUUAUUGUCAAGGUAAACAGGAUUAUUAUUAUUUCAAGAUUGAUUCUGUCAAGGAAACCGUGAUUACUUCCGAUUGGCAUCAUGAAAAAUGAUAUCUUUACUUAGUGUGCAUGAUUUAAUGUAGAUUAUCAAUAAAACAGAAGCUCUUUUUUUUUUUUUAUG
This is a messenger RNA of Halteromyces radiatus, 483 nucleotides long. RefSeq lists its product as uncharacterized. NCBI's taxonomy places the organism in Eukaryota, Fungi, Mucoromycota, Mucoromycetes, Mucorales, Cunninghamellaceae. The transcript is spliced from 3 exons. Bases 42 to 413 code for a protein of 123 amino acids. The record is from RefSeq and is a predicted model, not a curated record.